AUGAAAGCUCUCUUCGUUCUGAGGUCAGGGGCUUUGCUUCCUGAUUAUGGUCCGGAACUUCAAGCGAUUCCAAAUCAAUCAACAUUUUUCUUUAGGGAAAACUGGUCUUUGAAGGAGAAGAUAGUAGGUGAUAUAUUUAGAGAAGAGAUCUUUCAAGGAAAAACCUAUCGGAGUGUGGAUCAAUCGUUGGCAAGUGAAAAAGACUUUGACGGAUCUACUCAAUGUGCUACCUAUGCGGAGGAUGAUUGUGGUGAAGGAAUAGUGGAGGUCAGAGUAAUAGAAUCAGUACCAAGCUCUAGUGAGGCGACACGUGAUGCAAGGGAGUUGGCUAGGGUACAAAUGAUUAUGGAGGACCAGUUAGUUGUACAAGAGAUGAAACAAAGAAGGAGGGUAGCAGAAGGGGUAAACCACCACUCUUAUAUCUUCUUUAUAGUGGAAUACAACCUAUCAGCAAAGUCUGCUUAA
This is a messenger RNA of Ilex paraguariensis (yerba mate), 465 nucleotides long. The record is from the annotation of a GenBank genome assembly. NCBI's taxonomy places the organism in Eukaryota, Viridiplantae, Streptophyta, Magnoliopsida, Aquifoliales, Aquifoliaceae.